This is a messenger RNA of Pectinophora gossypiella (pink bollworm), 1804 nucleotides long. RefSeq names its product band 7 protein AGAP004871-like. Lineage: Eukaryota; Metazoa; Arthropoda; Insecta; Lepidoptera; Gelechiidae. Gene Ontology annotation, cellular component: plasma membrane. The transcript is spliced from 7 exons. The record is from RefSeq and is a predicted model, not a curated record. Bases 411 to 1517 code for a protein of 368 amino acids.
CGACAAUUUGGAGCAUCGUGGGCCGGUGUGCGCCCGCGCCGACCGCCGGUAUGCCUGAAAGUGCGUUAUUUAUUUAUUUUUAUCUACAACCUGAACCGCGCUUCUCACCUUAGUAUCAAUUAGACUUCGUUAGAAGACACCGCGACCUCGCCCUCGGAUGACACUCAAUGCGGCACUCGUUGCUCUCUCGCCCCAUGGAUUUCGGUUGCAACGACAAGGAUUCAGGCGAAGUGGAGUGCUACCUCGAAAUACGUAAAUAAAACUUUUCACUAAACGAUAUUGACGACGACGCCGAUUUAUCAGCUUUCGCAUUGUUGUUUCGGAACAUUGUAAUUGAUAUUUUUAGUUGGAAUCGGUAUGUUUUUGGGUCGUGUAAACAUUCGUGCUCUUCUGUCAGUAAGUUAGUCCGUAUGUCAGCGCAGUCUGUGAUUGUUGGUCGGGUUAAACACUGUUUUAUGAGGUGUUGUUAUUGUUUUACUUUGUGGGGGUUUAUUUUGUUGAAAAUGCGGACGGAGUUGAGAUCCGUAAGCACUCGGCGGGACAACAUACCGAGCCGUGAGUACACGAACUCGAGUGCUUCCUACGUUACUGUGUGGUUGAACUUACUGAACUCUAAUUUUGUGCAUUUGAAUAUUUUAGAUUGCGAUACGGGUACCUCUUGUGCUAUCACGAUACACAUGCCAAACCCGGAGGCUGUGGGAUGUGUGGAGAGGUUUGCCACCUUUCUCUCAUUCCUUUUGGUUGUCAUCACCUUCCCGUUCUCAUUGUUUGAGUGUUUUAAGGUAGUUCAAGAGUUCGAGCGCGCUGUGAUCUUCCGUCUGGGCAGACUGAGGAAAGGAGGCGCCAGGGGACCUGGUCUCUUCUUUGUACUGCCCUGCAUCGAUACAUAUCGGAAGGUCGACCUUCGAACUGUCUCGUUUGAUGUGCCACCACAAGAGGUCUUAACACGAGAUUCAGUGACAGUAGCAGUGGACGCAGUCGUGUACUACAGGAUCAAGGAACCACUCAACGCAGUGGUCCGUGUAGCUGAUUACAGUGCAUCAACCCGCCUCUUGGCCGCAACUACUUUAAGAAACGUGCUGGGUAUGCGAGACCUGGCGCAACUGCUGUCAGACCGGGAAGCCAUCAGCCACAUGAUGCAAGCCAACUUGGAUGAAGCCACCGACCCUUGGGGUGUGGAGGUGGAGAGAGUGGAAAUAAAAGACGUCCGAUUACCAGUGCAGCUUCAGAGGGCGAUGGCAGCUGAAGCGGAGGCUGAUCGCGAGGCUCGAGCCAAGAUCAUCGCUGCUGAAGGAGAAAUCAAGGCGUCCAAAGCUUUGAGAGAAGCCUCGCUUGUAAUGAUUGAUAACCCAAUGGCUUUGCAGCUCCGUUAUCUUCAGUCGCUCAACACAAUAUCUGCGGAGAAAAACUCUACCAUCAUUUUUCCGUUCCCAUUGGACUUCUUAAGGACCUUCCUCGGUGGUGGCGGUAGUUGUGGUGGGGGUGCCGGCCCGAGUAGUUCUGUAUUGCCUCUUUAAAAAAUCCGGCCAAAUCAUUCAUCAGAAAAACAUCGUCAAAAAAGAAAAAGCUAUUAGAUAAUUAAGUAAUUUCAGUAUUUUGAGACAAUUUAUUCAUUAUAGCAUAACUUUAAAUAAGAAAAAUAAGAUAAGAUUGUCAUCCGAAUACUUGAUCAAAGUCCGAAUACUUAACAAAAAUGUUAGGUCUAUAGUCGUAGCUUGACUUGCUAUACUUACAUAAGUUUCUAUCUGUGGUGUCUAGUCAAACCUUUUUAAAAUAAAGAUUUAAUUAUUUAUUAUCUACUGUU